This is a messenger RNA of Phaedon cochleariae (mustard beetle), 904 nucleotides long. The record is from the annotation of a GenBank genome assembly. NCBI's taxonomy places the organism in Eukaryota, Metazoa, Arthropoda, Insecta, Coleoptera, Chrysomelidae.
CAAAUAUCACGGAAAACGUUGGCAUAUAUAAGUAACAGUUAUCUAGCUAUGGAGUACCUACUACAAGUCCCUAGGUUGAACAAACAGAUUAAAGAUUUGUCUACAUAUUUUGCUCGAAAAUACUAUACUACCUGCAUCGUGUUCUUCGAUCAUUUUCGAAGAAAACGCUUAGAAUAAUUGAAAUCUAACUCCACUUGGGCGACAGCAAUCACCGAGCAAAUGGACUCUAGGGGAAAACAUGUGGUUUUUGUGUAUGGUACCCUUAAAAAAGGAGAACCGAACCACUCGCGCUUUUCGAAAAUCACUGGAGGUUCCUACAAAUUCCUGGCUGAUGCGAAAACCAAAGAAAAAUAUCCUCUCAUCAUAACAACCAAAUAUAACAUUCCAUUCCUUUUAGAGAGUCCAGGAAACGGCACACAUGUUAAAGGAGAAUUAUACGAGGUGGACGACAAAGUACUGACAGAUCUAGAUGUUCUUGAGGAUCAUCCGAAUUUCUACACAAGGAAAUUGUAUGACGUCCUAACAUUGGAUGGCCAAAAUAUAUCUAAAGUUUGGAUUUAUAUGAUUGAACAGUUCAAACCAGAUUUACUCAAUGAAAUAUUCUAUGAAAGCUAUAGCAGUUUAGGAAAUCACGGGAAAAAAUUCGUGGAAAGGUAUAACUACUCUAGAGAUAUAGUACCUAUGGUUUCAGAGAACUAUAGCUACUGCAUAGAAUUUUAUAAUUGAUGAGUUUUUUCAUUGUAGGGAGAACUACCCACUGGAAGAAUUGAAUUUGAGAUGAAAAUUUAGCACAACAUGCAUGGAUUUUAGAUUAUUUAUGAAUUUUGUGUUUGGUGCUGAAUAAAAAUAGGUGAUAUAGUUAUUCAAAUUCUUUCAGAACCUAAAACAGCAAUAAUAUAAUCAA